AUGGUGCGAGGGCUUCUUCUGAUGGUCACUUUCCUCCUCUCUCCAGUUUCAGUAAAUGCUGUAAAAGAACUCCCUGGGGCAAAGAAGUAUGAAGUGGUUUAUCCUAUGAGACUUCAUCCACUACAUAAAAGAGAAGUCAAAGAGCCAGAGCAACAGGAUGACUGUUACUAUCAAGGACACAUCAUUAAUGAAAAAGUUUCUGAUGCUAGCAUCAGCACAUGUAGGGGUCUAAGGGGCUACUUCAGCCAAGGAGAUCAAAGGUACUUUAUUGAACCUUUAAGCCCCACAAAUCAGGAUGGACAGGAGCAUGCACUCUUCAAGUAUGAUCCCAGUGAAGAGAAUGACAACAGCACCUGUGGGAUGGAUGAUGUGUUAUGGGCACAUGGAUUGCUGGAGAAUGUUGACCUCUCUGCCACCAGACUGGUCAAAUCGAAUGACCAGAAUGUUCAGAAACGUAAGAGAUACAUAGAAUAUUAUUUGGUCCUGGAUAAUGGUGAGUUUAAAAAGUACAAUGAAAAUACAGACGAAAUAAGAAAGAGGGUGUUUGAGAUGGCCAAUUACAUCAACAUGCUUUAUAGAAAGCUCGAUUCUCAUGUGGUCUUAGUUGGUAUGGAAAUCUGGACUGACGAGGAUAAGAUAAACAUAAACCCAAAUGCAAACGUCACCUUGGAAAAUUUUUCUAAAUGGAGGGGGAGUGACCUCUUAAGAAGAAAGCAUCAUGAUGUUGCUCAGUUAAUCACGGCAAAAGAACUUUCUGGAACGACCGUGGGCCUUGCUUUCAUGUCUACAAUGUGCUCUCCUUAUCAUUCCGUUGGCAUUAUUCAGGACCACAGCGGCAAUCAUCUUAGUGUUGCGGCGACAAUGGCCCACGAAAUGGGCCACAACUUUGGAAUGUUUCACGACGACUAUAAUUGCAAGUGCCCUUCUGUAAAGUGUGUGAUGGACAGAGCACUAAGCUUCCAUGUACCCGCAGACUUCAGUUCCUGCAGCCGUGUCAGCUAUGACAAGUUCUUUGAAGAUAAAUUAUCAAAUUGCCUCUCUGAUGUUCCAUUGCCUACAGAUAUCAUAUCCAUCCCAGUCUGUGGAAACCAGGUGGUAGAAAUGGGAGAGGACUGUGAUUGUGGCACGCCUGAGGAAUGUACCAACAUUUGCUGUCACGCUGAAACUUGUAAAAUCAAAGCAGGUUUUCAAUGUGCAUUAGGAGAAUGCUGUGAAAAAUGCCAAUUUAAAAAGGCUGGGAAGGUGUGCAGAUCAGCAAAAGACGAGUGUGACCUGCCUGAAAUGUGUGAUGGCAAAUCUGAUCAUUGUCCUGAGGAUAGAUUCCGAAUCAAUGGCUUCCCUUGCCAGAACGGGAUGGGCUACUGCUUGAUGGGGACGUGCCCCACACUGCAGGACCAGUGCACCGAGCUCUGGGGACCAGGAAGCGAGGUUGCAGAUAAGUCGUGUUACAGAACGAAUGAACGUGGAACCAAGUAUGGAUAUUGUCACAAAGUGGACGACACAGUCAUCCCCUGUAAAGCUAAUGAUUCUAUGUGUGGGAAGUUGUUCUGUCAAGGUGGGUCAAAUUAUGCACUCUGGAGAGGACGUGUAAUAACUUUCCUGACAUGUAAAGCAUUUGAUCCUGAAGACACAAGUCCAGAGAUAGGCAUGGUGGCCAACGGAACCAAGUGUGGCGACGACAAGGUUUGCAUCAAUGCAGAAUGCGUGGAUGUCGAGACAGCCUACAAAUCAACCAAUUGCUCAUCUAAGUGCAAAGGACAUGCUGUGUGUGACCACGAGCUCCAGUGUCAGUGCAAAGAAGGAUGGGCCCCUCCCGACUGCGGUGACUCCUCAGUGGCCUUCCACUUCUCCAUUGUGGUUGGGGUGCUGUUCCCAGUGGCGGUCAUCUUUGUGGUGGUUGCCAUAGUAAUCAGGCACCAGAGCUCCGGAGGAAAGCAGAAGAAAGUUCAGAAACACAUUUUCAAUUACAGGGCACACAAACAGAAGAGGAGACUUCAGGCGGUGAAGGCUGUUCAACCCCAAGAGGUGAGUCAGGUGAAGCUCCAUGUGUCUGAUCUGCCAGUAGAAGACAGUGAACCUCCAGCUUCUUUUCAUAAAGACACAAAAGCACUUCCCUCUAAUGUUUUCAAGGAUAAGCCAAUGUCUACACCUAAGGUACUCUAUGACUGA
Molecule: messenger RNA, 2169 nt
Organism: Propithecus coquereli (Coquerel's sifaka)
Lineage: Eukaryota; Metazoa; Chordata; Mammalia; Primates; Indriidae
Gene: ADAM28
Product: ADAM metallopeptidase domain 28
Exons: 21
Coding region: 1-2169 (722 amino acids)
Biological process (GO): proteolysis
Cellular component (GO): plasma membrane
Molecular function (GO): metalloendopeptidase activity
Source: RefSeq, a predicted model, not a curated record